UAUUAAAAGUACAUGCAUCUGCAUAAAUCUCACAAGUCAUGUGUGCUGUCAUCAGAAUGAUAUGGAUGUAUUGUUUCAACACUUGAGGCUUUAUGUCGACAACUUCAAGCAGUUGGGCAUCAUGGUCUGAUAACCCAUUGUACACGGGACCAAUUGUAUAAUUCAUAAUUUUAUGAAUAUUUAUAAAUAUGGUAUCUAUUAUUGUUCUAGAUUGAUUUUGGAUUUUAGUAGGGAAAUGUACUAUAGAUGACAGAUUAUAGGUCUGCAGUACUGCAUCUAGCCGUUUUCUUUUUUCAUUGUCUGUUAAAUAAUCUGUAUUUAUGUCCCCACAUAUAAUAAACUUCGAUUCUACUUUAUAAAGUGAACUUAUUAUUUUAUCUAACCCAUUAAGAAAUUAAAUAAAAUUGCCAAUGGGUGCCCUAUAUACUGCCAGUACAUAUAUAUUUGUAGUGGCUUCUAAUUUUAAUGCACAUAUUUCGAAAUCCUACUCCUUACAAUAUCUACCCAUAUCUAUCAUCAAGAAUUUAAGAUUUUUAUGUAUGGAUAUGCAAACCCCACCUUUCUCUGUUGAUUUCCUACAGUAUGAGGUAGUGAGUCUGUAACCAUCCAUGCUAAUUUGAUCUAUUUCAAGCUGUUUAAGAUGAUGUUCUGUAAGGCAUAUAAUAUGUGGUAAAUCAUGAAAUGCCAAGCUGAUUAACUCAUCUACUUUUUUUUGUAGUCCACAUAUGUUUUGAUGGGGUAUUCUCAAUGGGUUAAUGUCUAUUGUUGAGUUAUCACCUGUCCUAAGCUUUCUUCUUUCUUUAUUAUUGGAGUUUUUUUUUUUUGUCUUCUGUCCAUCCAUAAAAAAUCAUCAUCCUUGUAGUAGGAGGUUUACGAACUCUUUGUAUUGAAUUAGUAUUUGUAACAUCCAACUUUAGUUCAUUAUGUUCUGACCAUUGCUAUUCUGGAGGACACUAUCGCUGCAGAUGUCUGCAUCCUCUCUUCUUAUACUCUGAUUAUUGGCUUUUUCUUGUGUUAUUUUGAUCUUAUCUUCCUCAUAGGUCACUGCUUCUCACUUUUCCAUCCCUAUAUUGUGUUCUUGCUGUGAAGUUUGACUAUAUGUAUGUUGUGCUUUGUUUGUGACUAUUUCCACAUCCUAUCAAAUUGUUUUCUGUACAUAUUUAUGGAAAAUGAAUGAAUGAAUAAGCAUGAAUACAGUGUAAUCUCUUCAAUGCUGGGUGAAUCAGUAUCCAGUACUAUAACUCAUCUCAUUUUUAAUACACUCUGUACGUGUAUAUGUAUUUUAGGGUACAGUGAGAUGAAUUCCUUUGGUAUUAUCCUGUAGGUGCAUCCAAUUGUUCCUGCCCCAGGUGAUAUAUGGGGCAUUAGCGGAAUAACUGGCGGCAAGAGAGAGAAACCUACUAUGUUCAUCACAAAUACCACAUGGGCUGCUGUGGGAUUGAACCUGGCCCUUCGCUUACUUUGCAAGUGUGAAAUACUAUGCCUGCAUCUGGCUGUGAUCCUGUGACUUCUUCCCUGCGCUUGUCUUUGGAAGCGAGCCAAGGCUCUGAAGAUAACAGUCUUGAUAAACGUCUUGUAGCCUCAGCUGCACGGGUUUUGUUGACUCAUAUUGAAUAUGAACCUCAUGGAAAUUGCUUGGAAGAUGUUCUCAAUAAUCUAAAAAAUAAGUGUAUUGUGCUGAGGAGUCAAGACAUAGCCAAGAAUGGGACAGAUGCAGCUGCUUCAUCCUCAACCCCGAACAUGCCAGUGAGUAACAUUGGUAGUAAUCAGAACGGAAAUAUGAAGCCAGAACCUGACUCCAUCCUGCCAACACCAAAGAUAACAUUGUUUCCAGCACAUGAUAUACAGUUGGGUUGGAGAGGAACACACUGUGUAGGUGCUGGAAUGAUUAAUGUUGGUAACACUUGCUACCUCAAUUCAACAUUACAGGCUCUGUUCCAUGUCCCAGCAUUCAUCAACUGGCUGCACAGUGACAAUAGCCAUCUCAGCAAUUGUACAACAGUUGUGAAUGGGACAGUGAAUGGAGAGUGCAUCAUAUGCGCGAUGAACAAGACAUUGAAAGCAUCACAGAGCAAAUCGGGCACUAUCAUAAAACCAUUCCUCAUAUACAACAGAUUGAAGCUUAUCUGCAAGCACCUUGUGCAUGGUCAGCAAGAGGACGCGCAUGAGUUCAUGCGCUAUCUUCUAGAAAGCAUGGAGAAAUCCUACCUGACUCGCUACAAAGACCUCAAGCUGGACAGUUACAGCAAGGAAACUACACCACUGAAUCAAAUAUUUGGUGGUUAUAUCAGAACAGAAGUGACGUGCUUGCAGUGUGGUGGUGUGUCCACAACAUUCCAGCACUGUCAGGACUUGCUCCUGGAUAUUCGACGUGCAUCCACAUUGGAUGAUGCUUUGGCAGCCUAUUUCUGCAAAGAACGUCUAGAUGGGGAUGAUGCCUAUCGAUGUGAGCGAUGUCACAGGAAAGUUUCAGCUACAAAGAAAUUUUCUUUGGAGAAACCUCCUCAAGUUCUUUGCAUACAGUUCAAGAGAUUCAGCAUCUUGGGAGGAAAGAUCAACAAACAUGUUUCAUUCUCCCUGAGACUGGAUCUUACGAGGUUCCUUUGUCCUCAGUCAGCUCAUCGUGGCCCAGUGCCACUUACAUAUCGUCUUGUUUCCAUGGUAACACAUGUUGGCUCAUCGGUCCACUGUGGCCACUACACUGCAGUGGCACAGACUUCUAUGGGUCAUUACUAUCAAUUUGAUGACAGCUCUGUGCGGCCUAUCUCGUUGUCGGCAGUCCUAGACACUAAUGCAUAUAUUAUGAUGUACGAGCGUGAACCUAAAAUUCCAUCAGUGCCACAGAAAAGUGUUGUGUCUGCUGCAGCCACGGUUGCUACUUGUACUGUCAAUGGUCAGAAAACCAACUUGUCUCCACAAGGACCUCUCAGUCACAAGAUUGGAUCAGUGGUAAAUCAUCGGCAAGGCUGUGAUUCCAAUUCUACUGUAUACACGUGUGCUUCACCUCUUCCAUCUGCAAAAGAUAGGGACCGUGUUGUGUUUGGCUUGCACCAGCCGGCUGUGUCACCCACACCAGCACGAUUGGUGAUGCACAUAAAGAAUGGCAAAGUAUACCGCACUCCACCUCAGCCUUCUCCUCAACGGCGGGAGCUAAGCGCAUCAACUGCGGCCAGCUCGGCAGCCAGUCUUGUGCCAUACUGUGAGUCAGGUGAAGAUGAGUCAAGUUCCUGUGACUCAGAGGCAGCACCCCGUUGCUCAUGGGACAUGCCUAGCCUUGGAGAAGUGAGCCCUCCCUCCCAACUCUCCAGACCUGUGCUCAUCAGUGGCAAAGUUCCAGCAAAGACCAUUUUAGAAAGGAACAUCUGUUCCAGUGCCAGUGUUCCUACCAGUGGAGAGACAGCUAAUAGCAGUCAAUAUCCUAAGGCCAGUUGCACAGCUGUUGGUAAAAGUGUUCAGAUUAAGAAAUCAGACACUAGUAAUUUAAGUAUGAGUCUUUCAGAUUUAACUGUGAAAAGUAAUAGUGAAGUUAAAAGUUUGCAGCCUGAAGACAUUUGUUGUGAGAGCAGUACUAGUUCUGUGUCACAUGGUAAAGCAAGAAGUGGCCAGGAUGGUGGUUCACAGUUGAUGAGGCUGGAUAUCAGGAACAGCUCUGUAAGUGUGGCAUCAGAGGUGACCUCUGCAGAAGUUAGGCAAAAUGUGGAUGAAGAAGUAACUGGUAGCAGCACAACGGUGAAUACCUCUGUCCCCUCAAGCCAUGGGAAACAUAGUACAGCUUGGCAAGUGACAGAUUUGUUAUACCACAGUCCUUCUGUAGCUAGCGAGAGUAGUAGUAGCAGUAACAGUUUCGCCAAUUCGACAACAGACUGGACUGUAUCCGACAUAAAGCAAAAGCUUAAUCAUAUCUCAUCAAAAUGUAAGGGACCAUUUGCUCAUAAGUCUUGUUGCCCAGACAGUGACAUAACUGUGAAUGACAUGAAACUGAUAAAAGAUGAAUCAGAACUUUCACUAUCUCACAUUGGCAGUGCGACAACACAUACCAAAAGUGAGGGUGACAGCGUGACAGUGAGAGCCGGACAUGUUAAGGAAACAAAGAACUGUGAUGAAGAGAUACAGACAACCUUAUCACAACCAGAAAGCAAUAACAUGAAAGUCUCUGAUGUGGAAGAAUGUAAUUUGAAACAGUACAGCAGGAAACGAGAGAAGAAACCAAAGAAGUUAAAGAAACAUAAAAACAGGAAAGAGAAGUCAGCAGCAGAUGGCAGUGAGGGGUCUGAGGCUACGAACGGUGAUGAGCAUGAAAGCUACGAAUGGGUAGAAAAAACCCAUGAGACCCUGGGAAUAAGCACUACAUACCAAGCACAGACAAAUGGCCAUUGCUGGACUGGGUCUCAUAAGCCUGAUGUUACUAAUCACUUAACUCAUCUGUCACAUCGAGGUUAUGGUUCUGCAAAUGUGACAAACUGGUCUGGUGAACGCUGUCAUAUGGAUGAAGAGUUAGAGCAUGAUCGCAGAGAAGACAGGAAGAGGAACUGUCACAGUGCCUAUGAUGAAGAGUUUGAUAGAGGGAGGGUGAAGAAAGUGAAACACCAUCAUUCAGACUCUUAUCACAGCAAGCUGAAAUACAAUCCUUUCCAGGAGUAUCACAAUUACAAACACCAAUGGGGGAAUAGUAAUGGUGGUGGUUAUUAUCAGAAACCAUACAGGCCGUACAAUCAUUACAGUACCUACCAACCUCGUCAUAAGCAAUAUGCUGGUCGAAACAAGGGAUAUCACAAUGGAAAUAAAUUCCAUAAUCAUUACUCUAAGAGAGAUCGAUGGAGACAAUGAGUGGUGAACAUGUAGAAAGGAUGUAAUGUGUUUUUGUAAUCUCUGAUGAAACUGAAUUUAUUGGUGCAUACAACAUAUAAAGAAUUUAAGUUGUUUAGACCCAUUAGAUGUUACAAAACAUCUGUUCACAGACUGUGAAGUGAGAAAUAUCAUUUAUUUCCAGACCAGAACAUAGUGAUUGUGCACAAGUUUUGAAACAUUGCAGCUUCUUCCAUUGCUAUUCUCAUCUGUGUUUUUAUCACAUUUCAAAACAAUGGUUUUCACCAGGAGAACAACCCUUUUUUUAAUUUUGUACUGGAUGAAUCAUGUAUCAUGGAACAUGGGUGUUACAUGUAAGGAAACUUCUGUAGUGUUUUAAUAAAUUAAAAUGAAAGCAUCUAAUUGCAAGUAAACUAUGUUUGAUUUCAGUAAACAAUAACAGCUCAUAAUUCAUGGCACCUAGAUCAGGUUUGACACACACACACAUUCACAGUGCAUACCAUGUAAUAGCUCAUGGGGGUCUUCUUUGUUUUGGUUAACUGACUCUGCAGUGGAAACAAGUGGAGGAUAGAUACAUUGCAAAGAAAAUGUUAACAUACAACCCAGUAAAAUGAUGAAGCGUAGGGCACCCACAGUCAAGAUAGAGGGACCAACAUACUCUGAAGAGGAUGGAACAGGCAGAGCAUGGCCUAAUUGACAGAGGCUGAUGAUGAAGAGGUUAACCAACUGAACUGUCACUGUCUGUAGAGCAGUGUUCUUGAGAAGCUAA
Molecule: messenger RNA, 5575 nt
Organism: Cryptotermes secundus
Lineage: Eukaryota; Metazoa; Arthropoda; Insecta; Blattodea; Kalotermitidae
Product: ubiquitin carboxyl-terminal hydrolase 36
Exons: 13
Coding region: 1480-4827 (1115 amino acids)
Biological process (GO): protein deubiquitination; regulation of apoptotic process
Cellular component (GO): cytosol; nucleus
Molecular function (GO): cysteine-type deubiquitinase activity; cysteine-type endopeptidase activity
Source: RefSeq, a predicted model, not a curated record